AGGGUGCUAAACAAGAGAUUAGGAAGAACACAAAUAAGAACCAUUUAUUACCUUAAUCAAUAUAAUGAGAGAGCAACUUGAAUUCUUCAUAGGAUUCUAUUAGAUCCCAUAUACUGUAUGCAUAUCAUUGACAGGUGCAAUGAAAACAAGAAGUCUCAAUAUUGCUCAAAUUUUGAUUCUAACAAAAAGCCUUAUUCAGUCUCUGCCAUCACUACCCCACAUCAGAUAAAAUUCUAACAAAGCAAUCAAUUAUUCAGCAAGAUAUUUUUUCUAUGGAAACCUUCUUCAUAGGAGUCAAAAGAGCAUGCAUAGCUUUUAUGGCAUCAUUGUUGUAGAAGGAAGAGUUUCAAAAUGCAUCUCUCCCAAAUUGCCUUUGCAAUUUCCCUGCUCCUCCUUCCUUGUUAUCUUCUACCUUCCAAUCUCAUCUUUGGAAUGACCAAGGACCAGAUUUCUCUCUUAGAAUUCAAGAAGGGAAUUAUUGCUGAUCCGACGCAAGCUCUCGCAGACUGGAAUGAAACUAAUCCUCUCUGCAAUUGGUAUGGUGUUGUCUGUGAUCCGAAUUCUGCAAGAGUGAUCAAGCUUGAUCUCAAGGACAAAAGUCUUGUUGGGACUAUCUCUCCAUUCAUCUCCAAUCUUUCAAGUUUAGAGCUACUUGAAUUGUCUGAUAAUUCCCUUCAAGGUCCAAUUCCUGUAGAGAUAGGAUUUUUGUCAAGUUUAGAACUACUUGGAAUAGAAGGAAAUGAGAUAGAAAGUGAGAUUCCUGAGAGUUUUGCCAAGCUAAUGAAGCUUCGCUACAUUGGCCUCAGUAACAACAAGCUCCACGGCAGGCUUCCUACUUCUCUCUUAUACAACUGUACAAAAUUGAGUUACAUAGAUCUCUCCAAUAAUUCCUUCACGGGAUCAAUCCCUCCACAGCUUGGAAACCAACUUCUUUUACUUGAGAACCUCCUUCUCUAUCAGAACAAACUAACUGGUGACAUUCCAGUCUCAUUUUCAAAUUUAACACAAAUGGUAGAAAUUGAUCUUGAAGAAAAUUUUUUAUCUGGUAUAUUGCCAUCAGAUAUUUUGAGCCAAAUGCCUUAUUUGCAGAUACUUCAUCUCUCCUGCAACAACUUCUCGAGUGAUGAGCAGAAUUCAAAUCUCAAACCUUUCUUUAACUCCAUAUCAAAUCUCACAGAUCUCAAGGAGCUUGAGCUAUCUGGAAACAAUCUUGGAGGUAGGAUUCCUUUGACAAUAGGUCAUCUAAGUGUCAAUCUUACAGAGAUUGAUCUUGGAGAUAAUUUUAUUCAUGGAAGCAUCCCAACAAAUGUUUCAAAUCUCUCAAAACUCAUGCUGCUGGACUUUUCAAACAAUUUUUUGGAUCAAACCAUUCCCAAGGAAUUGAUUCUUCUCCCCAAUCUGCAAAGGCUUUGGCUCUCUAAUAAUUUUCUAAGUGGCCGAAUUCCUUCACCUCCUCAUAUUCUAAAUAGUAUAGGACUGUUAGAUCUAUCAAAAAACAAGCUUUCUGGAGCCAUCCCAACCUCUCUAGCAAACCUAACUCAGCUGAGAACCCUUAUCCUUAAUGGAAAUUCUCUUUCAGGACAGAUACCUUCAAGCCUAGGAAGCACGAAGCUAGAACUUCUUGAUUUGUCUCACAAUAGGCUUAGAGGAAUAAUACCUGCAGAAGUUGCAAGUUUGAGCUCAAUGGAAUUUUACUUCAAUUUGUCUCAUAAUUUUCUAGGAGGAAUGAUCCCCAUGGAGCUGGGCAAUAUGGACAAGGUCAGAGCGAUAGAUCUUUCGUCAAAUAACUUCUACGGAAGCAUUCCGUCCACUCUUGCAGGCUGCGAAGUCGUUGAGCUGCUGAACCUGUCGAAUAAUAGUCUUCAAGGUGCAGUUUCUUCAUCCUUGGGCCAUUUACUAAGCUUCCAAUCCUUAGACCUCUCAUUCAAUUUUCUCUCAGGUGAAAUUCCAGCCUCUCUUCAAAAAUUCUCCAGCCUCAAGCAACUCGAUCUCUCAUUCAACAACUUCAGUGGAGAAAUACCCACAGGUGGGGUUUUCGACACAUUAACAUUUGAAUCUGUUGAAGGAAACCAUCUCUGUGGACAGCUUCUAGGGCUUCCUAGUUGUAAACAUGGGGCUCGAAGAAUUAUAAACUCGAGAAGAUCCUUUGCCCUGCUCAUAAUUAUCGUCUCCCUGUCUGCUUUCCUCCUUACAGUCAUAGCAGUGACUGGUUGCAGGAAUAUCAAAGCUGCAUUGAUUAAGGCUUUCUACACUGUUUCAAGUAAGUCAGUUCCUGAUCUGACAACAAAUUACCCGAGGAUUACAUACAGAGAACUUUCGGAAGCAACAGGAGGAUUUCAGGAAGCCAGACUGAUUGGUUCUGGGAGUUUUGGGCGUGUGUAUAGAGGAAUCUUGAGUGAUGGAACUGUGGUUGCUGUAAAAGUUCUUCAAUUACAGAGCAGUAACUCCACGAGUAGCUUCAACAGAGAAUGUCAGGUUCUCAAGAGGAUUCGCCACAGGAAUUUAAUUAGGAUCAUAACAGCUUGCAGCCUUGCAGACUUCAAAGCUCUGGUUCUGCCUUUCAUGACUAAUGGUAGCUUGGAGAGCCAUUUAUACCCGCAAGAGCAGAAUUCAGGGUUCUCGCAGCUGAGCUUGAUGGAAUGUGUAAGUAUCUGCAGUGAUGUUGCUGCGGGUAUGGCAUAUUUACACCAUCAUUCUCCAGUUCAGGUUAUUCACUGCGAUUUGAAGCCAAGUAAUAUUCUUCUCAAUGAGGACAUGACUGCUCUUGUAUCAGAUUUUGGAAUCUCUAGACUAGUCAUGACCGUUGCAGAGGGGAAUCCAGUUUGUGAGAACACAACAAAUUCAACCGCAAACCUGCUCUGUGGAUCAAUUGGGUAUGUCGCUCCUGAGUAUGGAUAUGGUAGAAGUGCAUCAGCAAAGGGAGAUGUCUACAGCUUUGGUGUACUUGUGCUUGAAAUGGUCACAAGGAAGAGACCUACUGAUGAAAUGUUCACAGAAGGCUUAAUCCUGCCGAAAUGGGUUAGAAAUCAUUUUGCUAAUCAGCCAGAAAAGAUUAUCAACUCAUCUGUAAUGCAACAGCUACAGAAUCAGAGCCAAGAAAUAAGAAACAUGUGGGAAGUUGCAAUCAUAGAGAUGAUUGAAUUAGGGCUUCUUUGCACAGAAGAGAACCCUUCCGUGAGGCCAACACUGAUUGAUGUUGCAGAUGACUUAGAAAGGCUUAAAAGAUAUUUAGGAGGAGAUAGUACUGCCACAUUCACAUCCUCUCAUGGUAUAUCUUCAUCAACAAUUGCAGAACAGUACUGGUAAACUUUAGUCUUGUUCAGUUACACAGGCAGGUAGCUUUGCUUUCUGUAAACAUUUGAAGUGUCAGUUGAUCCAAAUGGUUUUACUGAAAUGUAUACUGAUGAAUGCCUCCAAGUUUCAGUUUCUAUUCUAAGAGAGGCAGUUAGUAUACUUUUUGUA
Messenger RNA from Dendrobium catenatum, 3462 nucleotides. Its product is annotated as putative leucine-rich repeat receptor-like serine/threonine-protein kinase At2g24130. The record is from RefSeq and is a predicted model, not a curated record. The transcript has 2 exons. Gene Ontology annotation, molecular function: ATP binding; protein binding; protein kinase activity. Gene Ontology annotation, biological process: protein phosphorylation. The coding region runs from base 352 to 3306 and encodes 984 amino acids. Lineage: Eukaryota; Viridiplantae; Streptophyta; Magnoliopsida; Asparagales; Orchidaceae.